Molecule: messenger RNA, 1045 nt
Organism: Lipotes vexillifer (Yangtze River dolphin)
Lineage: Eukaryota; Metazoa; Chordata; Mammalia; Artiodactyla; Lipotidae
Gene: CYB5R3
Product: cytochrome b5 reductase 3
Exons: 9
Coding region: 136-972 (278 amino acids)
Cellular component (GO): mitochondrion
Molecular function (GO): FAD binding; oxidoreductase activity
Source: RefSeq, a predicted model, not a curated record
GGCUUAGCCUGCCGUCCCUGACUCUGGCUCCCCUUCCCCCAGCACAGUUGUGAGUGCUCAGUGGACCCUGACAGGCCGCCACCACAGUUGGGCCACGUGGUCCUCUCCCCAGUCUGGUUCCUGUAUAGCCUGUUCAUGAAGCUGUUCCAGCGCUCCACCCCAGCCAUCACCCUCGAGAACCCGGACAUCAAGUACCCGCUGCGGCUGAUUGACAAGGAGGUCAUCAGCCAUGAUACCCGCCGGUUCCGCUUUGCUCUGCCAUCGCCCCAGCACAUCCUGGGCCUCCCCGUCGGCCAGCACAUCUACCUCUCGGCUCGAAUCGAUGGGAACCUAGUCAUUCGGCCCUACACGCCCGUCUCCAGCGAUGACGACAAGGGCUUUGUGGACCUAGUCAUCAAGGUUUACUUCAAAGACACCCACCCCAAGUUUCCCGCUGGAGGGAAGAUGUCUCAGUACCUGGAAAGCAUGAAGAUUGGAGACACCGUUGAGUUCCGAGGCCCAAAUGGGCUGCUGGUCUACCAGGGCAAAGGAAAGUUUGCCAUCCGUCCGGACAAGAAAUCCAACCCUGUCAUCACAACGGUGAAGUCUGUGGGCAUGAUUGCAGGAGGAACGGGAAUCACCCCAAUGCUGCAGGUGAUCCGUGCCAUCAUGAAGGACCCGGAUGAUCAGACCGUGUGCCAUCUGGUCUUUGCCAACCAGACUGAGAAGGAUAUCCUGCUGCGGCCCGAGCUGGAGGAACUGAGGAACGAACAUUCUGCGCGCUUCAAGCUCUGGUACACGGUGGACAAAGCCCCUGAAGCCUGGGACUACAGCCAGGGCUUCGUGAACGAGGAGAUGAUCCGGGACCACCUUCCGCCGCCGGAGGAGGAGCCGCUGGUGCUGAUGUGCGGGCCCCCGCCCAUGAUCCAGUACGCCUGCCUGCCCAACCUGGACCGCGUGGGCCACCCCAAGGGGCGUUGCUUCACCUUCUGAUUGGCGGGCCCCGGCCACUGCCUCCGCCCCACACUCACUGCGCCCUGUCGCCCUGUCUGUACCCACCCCUCCU